GGAAGUAGAGCCUUGUUUUCCUGGAAGGCGCAGGUUGAUUAGAUGCUGUCGAGGGAUCGGGGCCAACGGGCCUUUCAGUGUGUGAAGACUUCUUCCUUAGAGAUCCUUUGACAGCAGUGCUGAGCAUCCACAUUUUGGUUGAAUUCAGUGCGAAACUUGUUCUCGGUAUGUAAACAGAAUUCCUUAUCCAUUUGAAAUAAACAUUUCCAAGAAAUGAAAGACUUCUUUCACUAGGAUAUUCUGGUCUGGUUCCAUCUUCAGAGAAUCUAGUUUUUGACUAUGAAAAAGAUGAGUUACUGGAUCCUGAAGACCAUCCCUGGAUCUCGGGUUAAAAAUCUGUUCUAAUCUGAACCGUGGGAAGAAAGGGUCCUUGGUCGGCGGUAUUCCCACCUGAAGGACAUGAUGUUUUCCAAACUAGCACAUUUCCAGACCGUUGCCGUGCUGCGUCGAGGAGUUCACUCUUCAGUGGCUUCUGCUACAUCCGUUGCGACUAAAAAAACAGUCCAAGGCCCUCUAUCCUCUGAUUACGUUUUUGAAAGGGAAUCGAAAUAUGGCGCACACAACUACCAUCCCUUACCUGUAGCCCUGGAGAGAGGAAAAGGUAUCUACCUGUGGGAUGUAGAAGGCAGAAAAUAUUUUGACUUCUUGAGUGCUUACAGUGCUGUCAACCAAGGGCAUUGUCACCCAAAGAUUGUGAAUGCUCUGAAAAGUCAGGCAGACAAACUGACCUUGACAUCUAGGGCAUUCUAUAAUGAUGUACUUGGUGAAUAUGAAGAGUAUAUUACUAAACUUUUCAACUAUCACAAAGUUCUUCCUAUGAAUACAGGAGUGGAGGCUGGAGAGACUGCUUGCAAGCUUGCUCGUAGAUGGGGAUAUACCGUUAAGGGUAUUCCGAAAUACAAAGCAAAGAUCGUUUUUGCAGCUGGAAACUUUUGGGGUAGAACUAUGUCUGCUAUCUCCAGUUCCACAGACCCAAACAGUUACGAAGGUUUUGGACCAUUUAUGCCAGGUUUUGAAAUCAUUCCAUAUAAUGAUCUGCCCGCUCUUGAGCGUGUUCUCCAGGACCCGAACAUCGCCGCAUUCAUGGUGGAGCCCGUUCAGGGCGAAGCGGGCGUCAUUGUGCCAGACCCGGGCUACCUGACAGGCAUCCGUGAGCUCUGCACCCGGCACCAGGUUCUGUUUAUUGCUGAUGAAAUACAGACAGGAUUGGCCAGAACUGGUAAAUGGCUGGCCGUCGAUCAUGAAAAUGUCAGACCUGAUAUAGUCCUUCUUGGAAAGGCGCUUUCUGGUGGCUUAUACCCUGUGUCCGCAGUACUGUGUGAUGAUGAAAUAAUGCUGACCAUCAAACCAGGGGAGCAUGGGUCAACGUUUGGUGGCAACCCGCUGGGCUGCCGAGUGGCCAUGGCAGCCCUCGAGGUUUUGGAAGAAGAAAACCUUGUUGAAAAUGCAGAUAAAAUGGGUACCAUCUUGAGAAACGAACUCAUGAAGCUACCAUCUGAUAUCGUAACUGCUGUAAGAGGGAAAGGAUUAUUAAACGCUAUUGUUAUUAGAGAAACCAAAGAUUACGAUGCUUGGAAGGUGUGUCUGCGACUUCGAGAUAAUGGACUUCUGGCCAAGCCAACCCACGGCGACAUUAUCAGGUUUGCACCUCCGCUUGUGAUCAAGGAAGACGAGGUUCGGGAGUCCAUGGAAAUCAUUAACAAGACCAUCUUGUCUUUCUGAGGGUUGCGACUGUUUUCGGCGGUGCCUGUGAGUCAGCUGGAGACAGGCAGACAGUUCCUUGAAGUCCUGUAAAAAGCUUCUGCAUUUUUGUGUGUGAUGCAGGCACAUUCCACUCCCUGUGUCUUCAAGGACUUAUUUUUUAAUAUACAUAUUUUUCAGUUCAUACAUAAUAGAGUGACAUUUAUAAUCGUGCAGUAUGCCAUUUAACAUAACUGUAAGAGAAUGUAAUGACAUCUAUAUUCGAUUGUUUUUGUGUACUUGUGUACUUUCUGAAGUGAAAUGCAUCUAUUUGUCUGUCUGUAGGCAGCCUUACAAUCAAGCCCCAUAUAACUUAUAUAUGUUUUUAUAAUUUCUGGUGUAAAUGUUUUAUAUUUGAAAAAGUUAUAUGGGGUUUUACAUAAAAGACUUCUUUAACCUUAUGAAGCUGAAUUAUAAUCAUUGAAUUUUAGGAAGGUUAAGCUUAUAUAAAACACUAGAUUUAAAUAAACUUCAUAUUGGCCAACAUCAGAA
Messenger RNA from Pteropus alecto (black flying fox), 2232 nucleotides. RefSeq names its product ornithine aminotransferase (gene OAT). The transcript is spliced from 12 exons. The coding region runs from base 400 to 1722 and encodes 440 amino acids. The record is from RefSeq and is a predicted model, not a curated record. Gene Ontology annotation, cellular component: cytoplasm. Gene Ontology annotation, molecular function: identical protein binding; pyridoxal phosphate binding; L-ornithine transaminase activity. Lineage: Eukaryota; Metazoa; Chordata; Mammalia; Chiroptera; Pteropodidae.